CCAGAGUGGCCACCGCUGUUCUCUGCAGCAGAAGACCCCCUGCUGCCCUGCUGAACCCAGCAUUUGCCAGCGUAAAGAACAAGGAACCCAAAACAUUGUUCAUGUUUUUUUAUGUUAACUUCAGGAAGAGAAAUAAAUAGCUUCUGCAAGUCAACAAGGCUCAGAAGAAAAAGCAACAGCAUCAGGGUGGUUUGAAAUCUAAAUUUAAUCCAUUCUUAAUGGUCUAUGGUCUUGGUCUUGGUCUACUAAAAGUUCCCUGCCACUGCCAGUGAAUUCUGCUGUUACCUAGGAAAAAGUAAUUAACAAAACAUGUUGAAUCUUGUUGUGUAAUCCUCUCUUCAAAGUAACAUUUGUGCAUUUUUCAAUAGGGAUCAGCAGCUGAUGUAAAAAAUGUACCUGAUUGAAUGCUUAGAGCUAUUGGAACAGAACCUGCUGUUUAAUGUGUAUUUAUUAACUGUCUUUUUUUCUCCUUUCAAAAGUGGAACAUUAUUCUUUUGCAGCAAGGACCUUGCUAUCUUCCUGCUCAUCACAGUUUAAUGAGCUUCAGUGGAAACUGAUGGUUUAAACAACAACAACAACAACAACUAGUCAUGAUUACACCUGCCUUUGUAUCUCUUUUCCCAGGAAAUGUAUUUCAGGUUUGUGUGAAACUACCUAAAGAUUAUCUUCAAUCCAUAUUCCAUGAGUCAUCUUUGACAGCUCUCUUCCCAAGCCACGUGACAUUGCUAGCACAAUUUCAUUAUUAUAGCAUUUGAUUCCCGUUCCACCUAAUUUUGCCUCCAGUCAGAACUUGCUCAUUAUUUUAAAGAAUAUCUGAAGACGCCUAGUCAGAUGCCCCUAGGAAAAUCACAAGCAGGACACAGAAGCUCCAGCUGCCCCACUUCUCUUGAAGGACUAAUGCCUCUGCUUCCUUAAAAGGUGUAGUUUUGUGGGAUACAUGUAUGAUGUAUGACCCAUACAUCAUAUGGCACUUAAAAUAGCACCCUAGCAACCUCAUCCUAGGCAUGUUGACUUAGGAACAAAUCCUUUGCCCACUGGGACUUUUUUCUACAAAUGUGUGAAAAAGGUUGCAGUGAAGGAUAACAAGUGGAAAAACACUCUGCAAUUCUUCCCUACAUAUCUAAUGCAAUUGUCAUUACAAUUCCUUAAAGACUCAUUGCAGCCUUCAUUUAUUCUGCCAUUUCACUGCAAGAUUUACUGAAUAAUGCUGAGAAGCGCCCCCACUUCAAGUCUGUAUGCAUGUGUCAUAUUUAUUAAGAAGUAUUUCCUAGUGAAUUCACUCUAUUACCAGUUACAGGUGCAGGGCUAUGUCAAUGGUACUUGCUAAGGAUAUUUCUAACAUUUCUGAUUAUCACAUAAAUAACUUGCAACCCAUUUCUAACCUUCCCUUCUUGGGCAAGGUGUUGGAGAGCAUGGUGGCAUUUCAGCUCCUGGCAGUCCUAGAUGAAUCUGAUUUAGUUAGAUCCUUUCCAGCCUGGCUUCCGACCUUGGUUGCCCUGGUGGAUGACCUACACUGGCAGAUAAACAGAGGCAGUGUGACUCUCUUGAUCCUCCUGGAUGCAGCGGCUUUUGAUACCAUCGACCAUGGUAUCCUUCUGGGACAUUUCUCUGGGUUGGGACUUGGGGGCACAGUUAUACAAUGGCUCCACUCCUACCUGGAGGGUUGUAUUCAAAAGGUGGUGCUGGGGGAUGCCUGCUCCACCCCUUGACCUUUGGCCUCUGGGGUGCCACAGGGAUCUAUUCUGUCCCCCAUCCUGUUUAACAUCUACAUGAAAAUUCUGGGAAAGAUCAUUCAUGGGUACGGGUUGCGGAGCCAUCAAUAUCUGGACUCUAUCUGCCUAUCUCUCAGGCAGAUUCCAGAUGGUAGAGCUUGGUGACAGUUCCUCUUUAAAACGGGAGCUAUUAUAUGGAGUCCCUCAGGGCUCCAUUUUGUCACCAAUGCUUUUUAAUAUUUACAUGAAACCGCUGGGUGAGGUCAUCAGGAGAUUUGGUGCAGGGUGUUAUCAGUAUGCUGGUUACACCCAAAUCUAUUUCUCCUUAUCAUCAUCAUCUUCGUCAUCAAGAAAUGACAUUCACUCCCUAAAUGCCUGCCUACAGGCAGUAAUGGGCUGGAUGAGGGAGAACAAAUUGAAGCUGAAUCCAAGCAAGAUGGAGGUGCUCAUUGUGGGUGAUCGGAAUUUAAGGGAUGAGUUAGAUCUUCCUGUGCUGGAUGGGGUUACACUCCCCCAGAAGGAACAGGUACGCAGCUUGGGAGUGCUCUUGGAUCCAGACCUCACCAUGGUAUUUCAGGUGGAGGCUAUGGCCAGGAAUGCUUUCUAUCAGCUUCGGCUGAUUCGACAGCUGCAUCCAUUCCUUGAAAAGAACAAUAUCAAAACAGUGGUGCAUCAGCUGGUAACCUCCAGGCUCGACUACUGCAAUGUGCUCCACAUGGGGCUGCCUUUGUACGUAGUUCGGAAAUUUCAGUUAGUUCAAAAUGCGGCAGCCAGAUUGGUCUCUGGGGUAACCUGGAGAGACCAUAUUAUGCCUGUCUUAAAACAGCUGCACUGUUUCCAGGUGAAAUACAAAUACGAUAUGAUAUCGUAUACAAAUACGAUAUGUUUCCAGGUGAAAUACAAAGUGUUGGUUAUUACCUUUAAAGCUCUGAAUGGCUUGGGUCCAGGUUACCUUAGAGAGCACCUUCUUUUGUACGAUCCCUAUCGCUCGUUGAGGUCAUCUGGAGAGGUCCAUCUCCAGUUACCACCGGUACGUCUGGUGGUGACUUGGAACCGGGCUUUUUCUGUAGCUGCUCCUGGUCUAUGGAAUGCACUCCCGACAGAUAUCCACAGUCUAGGCUCACUGUUGGCCUUUAAGAGAGCCCUAAUAACCUAUUUAUUUGGCCUGGCCUUCCAAGGUUUGUAAAGUGUUGUUGUUUUUAAAAGUAUUUUAAUUGGUUUUAAAUAGUUUUAAUCAUUUUUGAAAUGUUUUUAUAUUGUUUUUAGCAUUUUGUUUGAAUUGUGGGUUUUAUGUCUUUUUAAAAAGUUGUUGUACACCGCCCAGAGCCUCUGGAUGGGGCGGUUUAUAAAUGUAAUAAAUAAGUAAAUAAUAAAUAAAUAAUAUGCUGAUGACA
Messenger RNA from Hemicordylus capensis (graceful crag lizard), 3106 nucleotides. RefSeq lists its product as uncharacterized. The record is from RefSeq and is a predicted model, not a curated record. The transcript has 2 exons. Bases 1795 to 2898 code for a protein of 367 amino acids. NCBI's taxonomy places the organism in Eukaryota, Metazoa, Chordata, Lepidosauria, Squamata, Cordylidae.